Argentina anserina (silverweed cinquefoil) is the source of this 1844-nucleotide messenger RNA. RefSeq lists its product as uncharacterized. The record is from RefSeq and is a predicted model, not a curated record. NCBI's taxonomy places the organism in Eukaryota, Viridiplantae, Streptophyta, Magnoliopsida, Rosales, Rosaceae. The transcript has 7 exons. Bases 443 to 1465 code for a protein of 340 amino acids.
GGAAGCUAUGAUCCCUGGCGCAGGAUAGCCCAAAGGCACAUGACACGAGGUUUGAUUAGCUUCCCACCACUGCCCAGAGCUAACCCCAACAAUCACGGAAUCCAAUCUCCCAGAACAAUCAUAAUCCCCCCACCUCUUCCCUAAUCCGGUAACCCCCCUCUUCCCUUCUUUCUUACUCCUCUGGCCUCUGCUAUUAAACCCCUUUUUAACUGUCUCCUAAUUACGACAGCUUACCGCUAAUUAUAUUAGGUUGAAGCCCCCACCCAACUCCAUUCACUUACUUGCUUCUUCCUCCCCAAUACCCAAAACACAAAAGCAGAGCAUCCCGAUAUCUGGGGUGUUUGUGGGCCGUCGGAUUUGAUCUGGGUCGAUCUGUGUAGAGAGAGAGAGAGAGAGAGAGAGAGAGAGAGGCUCUAUGGUGGGAUGAAGGAGAGAGAGAGGAAUGGCUCGUGGAGGAGGAGAAUGGGGGAUUCAUAAAGCGGUUAGAGGCAAGUGGGCUUGUUCUUACAAGAAGACAACUCUCUUCGUUUGCUGCAUUAACAUUGUUGUUGCUCUCUAUGUUCUUCGUUCUCUCUACGCUUCUCUCUACAUCUAUUCCGACAGAAAUUCACCCAACGCUGUUGAGUACACUCCGGAUCAGAUUAGGAAAAUGGAGGAAUCAGUUCGGAUUCGGAAAUCGGCUGAACCUGUAGAGCUUAUUAGAUUGGUGAAGCAACUAAAGAAGGAGCUUUAUGCUGAGCUCUCGGCGGGGGUUGAAUUGCCAGAGUCUUUGAAGCUGAAGCUAACUAAUGAUAUUAUUGAAAAGUUUAAAAUAUUGCCUCACAAGGCAAAUAUCAGUGACCAAAGAGACUUUGCUGAAAGAUGGUGUAAUGAAAAGCUUGAACAAGCUAAACAGUUGGUCCUUGAGGGAGGGACUUCAAAUUCAACAAUUUUACUGGAGGAAGCAGCUUCAUUGUCUGCAGUACUGCUAGUAAAAGCUUUAGAGUCUGAUAGGACACAGCUAUUGGAAGACAUUGGCCUGUGGAUACCUUCCGAAAUUGUCAACAAUGAACAUGACGAUAAACCUGAGGGUGAACUGGGGGAUGAGUUAGAUGAAAUUUUGCCCGGCAGGCCUCUCCCACCGGAAUGCCACGCUGAACUUCAUACAGAUUAUGAUGGUGCUGCUGUAAGAUGGGGCCUUAACCACCACAAAGAAAGUGCAGCUGACUGCUGUCAGGCUUGCUUGGUUCAAGCAAAAAGGGCCAAGCCUAAUGAAAAAAAAUGUAAUGUAUGGGUUUACUGUCCUGCUGAAAAUGGUUGCCAUUCUCCAGAUAUUUAUGAGCACAGACUUGGGGAGUGCUGGCUGAAAUUUGCGGAAACACCUAAGCUUAAUUUCAAGGACAGGUAUCCGGAGUCAUAUAGAAAUUCACACCCAUCUGCCCCAGUUAUGGUGCCUUGGGCUUCUGGCUUUGUUGGUGCCGCAUAAGAGUGUUGUCCAACAAAAACAACAAAGUUGUUGUCAUUCUCAGGUGACCUAAGUAGAUUAUUACCAUGUUCUGGGAAUAUUGCGAAGUGCAUGAAGAUAGCCCUGCCGAAAUCCGUAAUCAUUGCCUCCCUGUGUUUGUUAUAAUUUUCUUUGUAUUGCGAAAAAGAAUAGAAGUAGGGAGAAAUUUUUUUAGGAGACUCUAGGCCCAGGUAAAAGGGGUAAGCUCCAUGCUGUUGUUGUUUCACAAGUCAUUUUUUGUAACACGGAUUGUCAUGGUCUUGGUGCUGAUAAUUCAAGAUAAAGUUCUUGGUUAGAGGCGAAGUGAGAGUUUUGUUAGACAUGGAAAAAUUUCCUGUGAAAUAUUUAUUAAUGAGAAAUG